Messenger RNA from Melanotaenia boesemani (Boeseman's rainbowfish), 1259 nucleotides. It is a transcript of the gene vma12, whose product is annotated as transmembrane protein 199. The record is from RefSeq and is a predicted model, not a curated record. The coding region runs from base 276 to 875 and encodes 199 amino acids. Gene Ontology annotation, cellular component: endomembrane system. The transcript has 6 exons. Lineage: Eukaryota; Metazoa; Chordata; Actinopteri; Atheriniformes; Melanotaeniidae. Gene Ontology annotation, biological process: vacuolar proton-transporting V-type ATPase complex assembly.
GCGUAUUAAAAAAAAAUCCUCCAGAACUGGUCACGUGAGCUAAACCGUCGUUUGUCACAAGACAAACCAAUAUGGCCGCUUACAUUUGCGUUUGUUAUCCUUAGCUGACAAUAUCUGCUUACUUUAAUGGGCGUUUACGCUCAACUUUAUAUUAAGAAAGAACAUUUAAUGAACUUAUUAAGUGUUUCGUCAAAAUACAAGCUUGGGAAACGUUUUUAUUUAUUUAGCGGUACCGAUCAAAGUAACUUGUGGGCCAGAGUUAGCUGGACAGCAUCAUGGCAUCUUCAUUUGUUGUCGGGGAUAAAUUCAAACACAAGGUGACAGAAUUAUUGUCAAACAAAGACUUAUCUCUGCCUCGAGCACUGAAGGAGGAACUGGAGGAGCUUCUAGAAAAACCCCAACCAACAGUCUUGUCCUUCAGCACAGCCAGAAAACUUCAACAAUACAUUCGAGACAAAGAGCAUCCUUUGUACCUGCACGAGCUCCUGGAGGACAGCUGUCUGCACCUUCCUGAGGUUGUGAAGCCUCCCAGGAAUCUAGAGUUAGUUGCACGUCUGGAGAAGAUCAAAUCAAAGCUUGCCAAUGAGGAAUACAACAGGAUGACACGGAAUGUCAACUCUCAGGAAAUCAACAGAAAUGGGACUCUAGCAGAUUUUGGCAGACAAGUGCGGUCGGUUAAAGCCGUGCUGGUGACUGUUUUCAACUUCCUGGUGACUGUAGUUGCUGCCUUUGCCUGUUCCUACAUGGGCAGUCAGUACCUGUUCACUGAAACUACAGCGCGAGUGAUUUCUGCCGUGAUUGCUGCGUCUGUGGUCGGCCUCGCUGAGCUUUAUGUUCUGGUCCGGACCAUGGAGGGAGAACUGGGAGAACCAUAGCGCCUUUACUCAAGAAUAAUGUUGUUUUUUCUUCUUCUUCUUCUUCUUCUUUCUGGGAAAUAGAUGUGACUUUGAGUCAGGUUAAUUCCAAACUGAAUAAACUUUUGGAGAAAUGGACAUUCCACAAAACAGCUAAAAAUGUUUAUUUAUUUCAUGUUACUUUUCCCCGUAAUUUCUCCUUGGAAGUGUCUGUUAGUGAAUGUUGCUUUUCCCUCUGUAAUAAAUAUAAUUGUUGUUCAGAGUUUUUCCUUCCAACUAGAAUCACUACCACGUAAAUUCAGGAAAUCUGGCAGUUCUCUUGUCAGCACAAUGUUGGAGUGAGAUUUUACAUCUAAGUAAGAUUUUACUGUUUAAAUAAAGGACAAAUAAAUAAAAUUACUAAUG